AGCUGCGGCGCCUGCUGCUGCUGCUGCUGCUGCUGCUGCUGCUGCGCGCUUUGCGCUGCCGCUGCGGCUGCUGCGGCCGCCGCGGCUGCGGCCGUGGCAAAGAAACAGGCUGCGGGCGGCAGGAAGGGCUGCUGGGGCUGCGGCUGGGGCUGCUGGCCGGCGCCGCCGCUCUCCAUCUUGGCAGAGCUUUCCAUGCGCAGCGGCGGCCAAGGAGUCGCGGAAUCAGAGCGAUCCGGGACGCGAGUGCGAGGUUAAAACCUUCAGCCCCACGUGCUGUUUGCAAACCUGCCUGUACCUGAGGCCCUAAAAAGCCAGAGACCUCACUCCCGGGGAGCCAGCAUGUCCACUGCGGUCCUGGAAAACCCAGGCUUGGGCAGGAAACUCUCUGACUUUGGACAGGAAACAAGCUAUGUUGAAGACAACUCCAAUCAAAAUGGUGCCAUAUCACUGAUAUUCUCACUCAAAGAAGAAGUUGGUGCAUUGGCCAAAGUAUUGCACUUAUUUGAGGAGAAUGAUAUAAACCUGACCCACAUUGAAUCUAGACCUUCUCGUUUAAAGAAAGAUGAGUACGAAUUUUUCACCCAUUUGGAUAAACGUAGCCUGCCUGCUCUGACAAACAUCAUCAAGAUCUUGAGGAAUGACAUUGGUGCCACUGUCCAUGAGCUUUCACGAGAUAAGAAGAAAGACACAGUGCCGUGGUUCCCAAGAACCAUUCAAGAGCUGGACAGAUUUGCCAAUCAGAUUCUCAGCUAUGGAGCGGAACUGGAUGCUGACCACCCUGGUUUUAAAGAUCCUGUGUACCGUGCAAGACGGAAGCAGUUUGCUGACAUUGCCUACAACUACCGCCAUGGGCAGCCAAUCCCUCGAGUGGAAUACAUGGAGGAAGAAAAGAAAACAUGGGGCACGGUGUUCAAGACUCUGAAAUCCUUGUAUAAAACCCAUGCUUGCUAUGAGUACAAUCACAUUUUUCCACUUCUUGAAAAGUACUGUGGCUUCCAUGAAGAUAACAUUCCCCAGCUGGAAGACGUUUCUCAAUUCCUGCAGACUUGCACUGGUUUCCGCCUUCGACCUGUGGCCGGCCUGCUUUCCUCUCGGGAUUUCUUGGGUGGCCUGGCCUUCCGAGUCUUCCACUGCACACAGUACAUCAGACAUGGAUCCAAGCCCAUGUAUACCCCCGAACCUGACAUCUGCCAUGAGCUGUUGGGACAUGUGCCCUUGUUUUCAGAUCGCAGCUUUGCCCAGUUUUCCCAGGAAAUUGGCCUUGCCUCUCUGGGUGCACCUGAUGAGUACAUUGAAAAGCUCGCCACAAUUUACUGGUUUACUGUGGAGUUUGGGCUCUGCAAACAAGGAGACUCCAUAAAGGCAUAUGGUGCUGGGCUCCUGUCAUCCUUUGGUGAAUUACAGUACUGCUUAUCAGACAAGCCGAAGCUCCUCCCCCUUGAGCUGGAGAAGACAGCCAUCCAAAAUUACAGUGUCACGGAGUUCCAGCCCCUGUAUUAUGUGGCGGAGAGUUUUAAUGAUGCCAAGGAGAAAGUAAGGAACUUUGCUGCCACAAUCCCUCGGCCCUUCUCAGUUCGCUACGACCCAUACACCCAAAGGAUUGAAGUCUUGGACAAUACCCAGCAGCUUAAGAUUUUGGCUGAUUCCAUUAACAGUGAAAUUGGAAUCCUUUGCAGUGCCCUCCAGAAAAUAAAGUGAAGCCAUGGACAGAACUUGGUCUGUCAACUGUGAAUCUGUUGAUGGAGAUCCAACUGUUUCUUUCAUCAGAAAAAGUCUGAAAAGCAAACCUUAAUUUGAAAUAACAGCCUUAAAUCCUUUUUAGAACAAGAUGGAGAAAAAACAAAUAAGUCAAAAUAAUCUGAAAUGACAGGAUAUGAGUACAGACUCAAAAGCAUAAUGGUAAAUCUUUUGAGGUCAUCUUUGAUUUAGAGACGAUAAUCCCAUACUCUCAAUUGAGUUAAAUCAGUAAUCUGUCGCUUUUCAUCAAGGUUAAUUAAAAUUUGGGACCUGCUUCAUUCAAGCUUCAUAUAUGCUUUGCAGAGAAUUCAUAAAGGAGCAUAUAAGGCUAAAUGUAAAACACAAGACUGUCAUUAGAAUUGAAUUAUUGGGCUUAAUAUAAAUCGUAACCUAUGAAGUUUAUUUUCUAUUUGAGUUAACUAUGAUUCCAAUUACUACUUUGUUAUUGUACCUAAGUAAAUUUUCUUUAAGUCAGAAGCCCAUUAACAUAGUUACAAUAAUUGAACUUCUUUAGUAUUAUAUUAAUAUAAAAACAUUUUUGUAUGUUUUAUUGUAAUCAUAAAUACUGCUGUAUAAGGUAAUAAAACUCGGCACCUAAUCCCCAUAACUUCCAGUAUCAUUUUCCAAUUAAUUAUCAAGUCUGUUUUGGGAAACACUUUGAAGACAUUUAUGAUGCAGCAGAUGUUGACUAAAGGCUUGGUUGGUAGAUAUUCAGGAAAUGUUCACUGAAUAAAUAAGUAAAUACAUUAUUGAAAAGCAAAUCUGUAUAAAUGUGAAAUUUGUAUUUGUAUUAGUAAUAAAACAUUAGUAGUUUAAACAA
Messenger RNA from Nomascus leucogenys (northern white-cheeked gibbon), 2557 nucleotides. RefSeq names its product phenylalanine hydroxylase (gene PAH). The record is from RefSeq and is a predicted model, not a curated record. Gene Ontology annotation, molecular function: phenylalanine 4-monooxygenase activity; iron ion binding. Lineage: Eukaryota; Metazoa; Chordata; Mammalia; Primates; Hylobatidae. Gene Ontology annotation, biological process: L-phenylalanine catabolic process; L-tyrosine biosynthetic process.